Molecule: messenger RNA, 906 nt
Organism: Alternaria hordeiaustralica
Lineage: Eukaryota; Fungi; Ascomycota; Dothideomycetes; Pleosporales; Pleosporaceae
Exons: 1
Coding region: 1-906 (301 amino acids)
Source: RefSeq, a predicted model, not a curated record
AUGUCUUCCAAGGAUAUGUCAUUCGCAAAGGCAUUUGACGAGCUCUUGCCACUCGAGAUCAAGCAGAUAAUCUUCAAAUGGGCAGCGAGCGACAACAGCAGCGAGAUCCAGAUCAGGCUUUUGCACGAUAACGGAGACCGGCUUCAUGCACCAGCAGUCGACCUGCUCACGAAGUUGAAGGACCAGUACUCAGCCAAGGCGUACAAUCAGGCCUUGGAGUAUCUUACAGGACCAAUUUUUCGGUGGGCCUUCAGCAGCGAUACACAGCCACAUCGAUACCUUCUCCGUGCUUUCCGAAACUCGGUCCCAAUGGAAGUUCGACAGCGGAUCAAGCAUGCCUAUCUGCCUCGGGUCACCGUGUAUGGUCUCAUCAAUCCUGCGACUCAGUCCACAAGCUUCGAGAACCUGGGAUUGGCGGAACCGUCUAUACCGAGGCCCUACUCUGAUUACUUCACACGUCUAGGCGCUACGACAUCGUCGACAUCCUUUGAUAGGCUCUUGAUAAUUAUGCAAAUCAAGAAGGACAUCGCAGGAGGUAUGCAGCUGCUACCCAUUACGCUGCCUUCGCUCACGAAACUGGAUCUCCGUCUCGACAUCAUUGACUGCUUGCAAAGAAACCCAGAAGACGCCAUAAAGUUUGAAGCCACUUGCUUGGUUGAUUGGAUGAAUCUGCUUCAGAGUGGACCGCUUCCGGGUGGGUUUGGAGCACUUGCAAACCUCGUAGGGAUCGCCAACCUCGAUAUUCGCAUUAUCUGGGAUGACUUCCUUGACAAGAAACGGAAUUUCGCAGGCAGAUGCAGUGGGGAGAUUGAGAAAAGGGCCCACGACAUGCUUAUGGAGGCGUUAUGUCUAAGUCUUCCUGCUGCGAGGAGCAUUGUCGGCCAUUCAGACAGUUCUUUCGUCUGA